Molecule: messenger RNA, 1743 nt
Organism: Odocoileus virginianus texanus
Lineage: Eukaryota; Metazoa; Chordata; Mammalia; Artiodactyla; Cervidae
Source: RefSeq, a predicted model, not a curated record
GUCGGGGCCGGGCGGCGGCAUGGCGGAGAGCGAGGCAGAGACCCCCAGCACGCCGGGUGAGUUCGAGAGCAAGUACUUCGAGUUCCACGGCGUGCGGCUGCCGCCCUUCUGCCGCGGGAAGAUGGAGGAGAUCGCCAACUUCCCAGUGCGGCCCAGCGACGUAUGGAUCGUCACCUACCCCAAGUCCGGCACCAGCUUGCUGCAGGAAGUGGUCUACUUGGUGAGCCAGGGGGCUGACCCCGAUGAGAUCGGCUUGAUGAACAUCGAUGAGCAGCUCCCGGUCCUGGAGUACCCUCAGCCAGGCCUGGACAUCAUCAAGGAACUGACAUCUCCCCGCCUCAUCAAAAGCCACCUCCCCUACCGCUUCCUGCCCUCUGACCUCCACAACGGCGAUUCCAAGGCUGCUGCUGCACUGCGCCCUGCCGCCAGGAUGGCAGACUGCCGAUGGCUCGGGCUGGCCGGUGUUGGGGGUUCCCGUUUCCCAGCCUUGGUCAUGCAUGUACGCAUGGCUCUGCCACUCGGUGGGCUUCAGCAGGUGCACGUGGGACCCCCCAGUGCCCCCCACCAGAGAGGACGCACAGCGAUGCCCCCGCUGGUGCCCAAGACCUGUACCUGCUUCUCUCGGGGCCGCAACCCAGUGCCCCCGCCUCUGUGCACUGCCCGCCCAGCCCCCAUGGAUCGCUCCAAGCUUGCCCGCCGUGGGAGGCACCCGCUCCAGGCCUUGGGGCUCCCUCCCAAUGCUGGUCACUCCCAUGUGGCCAUCACCAGUGUCCUUGCUGUUUGCCAUCCGGCCGGGAGCUCCUCUGGCCUUGGGCCUUCGUGUCCUGGGGUUCGGGAGGCGGACGGGCGCUCAGCUGAACUGACUGGCCCUGGGCCCCAGCCCCUCUGGGCGGCCCUCUCUUGUGGUCACCGUGUGUCAGAGAAGCUCCUGGAGCCUGUGCCUGUGUACCCGGGAACGGAGGCCUUCCUGCUCAGGGUCCUGCUUCCAGAGGCCCCACCGGUGGGCUAUGGCUCCUGGUUUGAGCACGUGCAGGAGUUCUGGGAGCACCACAUGGAUUCGAACGUUCUUUUCCUCAAGUACGAAGACAUGCACCGGGACCUGGUGACCAUGGUGGAGCAGCUGGCCAGGUUCCUGGGGGUGUCCUGCGACAAGGCCCAGCUGGAGUCGUUAAUCGAGCACUGCCACCAGCUGGUGGACCAGUGCUGCAACGCCGAGGCCCUGCCUGUGGGCCGGGGAAGGGUCGGGCUGUGGAAGGACAUCUUCACCGUCUCCAUGAACGAGAAGUUCGACCUGGUGUACAAGCAGAAGAUGGGGAAGUGCGACCUCACGUUCGACUUCUAUUUGUAAUGUCAGCAACCGCACACUUGCAUGCUCACAGUACCCAGACACCAUAGCGCAGAGUCCCGUGUGCACUCAUUUGUUUCCUGCUGGACAGACUCUGGAAGUGAGACCCCGGGGGAGGGAGGGACAUGGCCCGAGAAGUUGGAUAAAGCAGGUUUGAGUUCUGAUCCAGAGCAGCUGUCUCGCCUUUGAAGUCUAAAUGUCUGCCCACAAAGAUGGCGGUUCUGGUGGACCACAUGUGUCACGUCCGUUAACAUAUGCAACUAGAGUGUCUACGUUUAUUACAACCCACACUAUGUAUUGUAUUUUAUAGAGCUUUUCACUGGAAACCUAAAUAAAUGUCAGUAAACCAAAUAAAAUUUCAUUUCCGAGGGGCUCAGGAGAGCCACACCCAGGUGGUA